UAUGGUUUUGGUUAUCAUCAUUCACCACAGUCUGCAUUCGAGGAUUUUACGUUUGAGAGAAUCCUUAAAGUCAUCAAGAUCAACUCUAUGGUGCCUUGCAAAACGGAAGGAUGUGAGAAACUAAGCUACGUUGAUCAUGUUAUCCCUACACUUCCUUCUGUUUUUACCAUUGCACUAGAGUGGGAGAACAAUGAGACUGAAGAAGAGAUACUUGCUACCACUUCUGUUCUCGUUACUGAAAUAGAUAUUAGUGAGAUUUACAAAUACGAAGGUGGAUCACCAGAGACCAAAUACAAUCUUGUGUCAAUGGUUUGCUCGCAUGGAGAUCAAUACGCUUGUGUUGCUUACCUUAACAAUCGAUGGCUCAUUUACUUUCCUUCUGAGCAACAGGUUAUAGGUGACUGGGAUAGUGUUAUCAACACUUUUAUACGACUGAAUAUGCGACCUGACAUUCUAUUUUUUGAAAACGAUAUGCAGAGAAAGCGGAUUGUGAACGCACAGAUAAAUACACCAAGUGAUGUGAAAAAUACGACUAUACAAAAAUGGGACCAACUGCAAAAUUUUAUGUUUUCCCUUCAGCCUCAAUCCUCCUGAGUUGGUAUGAUGUAGUCACUGAAUAAAAGUACUAUUUUCUAAAUGCACAGCUUACUUCGGUUUGUUAUUAAGGAUACAGUGUGUUGUUAAUUGGAAGAUUUGCUUACUUUUCCCUCUGUGAAUUGUAAUAUCUUUCAUCAAAUUUCCCCCCUGUGAUAUAUUAUAUUAGACAUUAAAAAAGUUCACUUCAGGAAUUGUCUGCAGUUCUUAAAGUAACUUCACAGCGCAUUGUAAUUUCAACUCAUCAACACAACUUCUUUUGAACUAGAACAGAAUAUGAAAACACUCUUACCUACAGCCAGUGUCAUGACACACAUGUCUGACCCAUCAAGUUUACAAAUUCAACUCGAGAAACACAAGGGAAACUACUUCGUCUUUUGUAAGAUGUUGUUCAUAUACAACCUAAUUUGUAUUUAUACACGUACACUAGGGAUGGUAAAAAUGAUGAACCAAAUCUGUUAUACUUCACUGACAUGAAUAUCAAUAUGCCUUAAUCAGAUGACGAACACACUGUUUCUACAUUGGAAUAUGUCAUUCCGUUACAUUUGCUAAACCAUCGAUUAGUGGGCGGCUUCAUACAACAGAAUCUUAGGCCGAACCUUCCUUUCCCCACAGAAUCUGAUCACACUCUCCCAGUUGCCAACAGCCUGUGGUAUCACCACGCAACAUACUAACAAUGUCUCAGUUCACAACUCAAACUCAACUCAACAAGCA
Molecule: messenger RNA, 1308 nt
Organism: Brassica rapa (field mustard)
Lineage: Eukaryota; Viridiplantae; Streptophyta; Magnoliopsida; Brassicales; Brassicaceae
Biological process (GO): protein deubiquitination
Molecular function (GO): cysteine-type deubiquitinase activity
Source: RefSeq, a predicted model, not a curated record